Molecule: messenger RNA, 2454 nt
Organism: Alosa sapidissima (American shad)
Lineage: Eukaryota; Metazoa; Chordata; Actinopteri; Clupeiformes; Clupeidae
Product: lysosomal-associated transmembrane protein 4B-like
Exons: 7
Coding region: 192-869 (225 amino acids)
Cellular component (GO): lysosomal membrane
Source: RefSeq, a predicted model, not a curated record
UUAAUGUCGUGUUGCAGAGCGGAGAUUCUGGACAGCGGAAACAGCACUGGACUGAGCACAACCUGGAUGCAGAGAUUCUAACGAGCCUGCGUUAUCGCGAAUUAUUCUAUAAGUAGAUGACAAAAUAGAAAAUCCUCAAGUUAGUAGAGGAAAGGCUUCCUGAAAUAGUCUCAUUGUUCAGGAUCGGAAAGAUGAUUUCCCCGUGGGACAGAUGGUAUACCACCAGCUGCUGCCUUUGCUGUCAUGUUCGGACGGGCACCAUUAUUUUGGGCAUUUGGUAUAUGCUCAUCAAUGCAGUGGUCCUACUCAUCCUAUUAUCUGCCCUAAAUGACCCGGUCCAGUAUCACUACCAUCUCACCAGUGCCGAGUUGGGAACAGACUUUGAUGUCAUGGAUGAUGCAAAUAUGUGUAUUGCUGCUGCUAUCUCCCUGCUCAUGAUUCUUAUCUGUGGCAUGGCAACAUAUGGGGCUUAUAAGCAACAUGCUGCUUGGAUCAUUCCAUUCUUCUGCUACCAAGUCUUCGACUUCGCCCUUAACACCCUGGUAGCCAUUAGUGUUGUGGUGUAUCCCAACACAGUGCAAGACUACCUUCAGCAGCUGCCUGGAACCUUUCCAUACAAAGAGGACAUCAUGUCCACAAACAACAUGUGCCUAGUGUUUGCAGUGCUCAUCUUUGUUGGCUGCAUACUGUCCUUUAAGGCUUACCUGAUUGCCUGCGUUUGGAACUGCUACCGGUACGUCAGUGGAAGAAGCUCCACAGAAGUACUGGUCUACGUCACCACAAACGACACCGCAGUGCUGCUGCCCCCAUAUGAAGAGGCCAUCGCUAUUCCACCCAAGGAGCCACCUCCUCAAUAUGUUUCGGCGUGAGCGUGAAAAAGAGAGAGCCAUUGAGAGGCAGCACACACGAGAGACACUCUUCUCAAUCAGCCCUCCCCCAGUCCUCUCCCUGCCCGCUCCAAAGAAAGGACCUUCCCCGGCCUCACCCGCAGCCCUGCCCCCACCCCUCUCUCUCUCUCAGGAGCUGUGAGCAUGACUUUGCCAUGUCCUUCCCCGCGCGGGGCUUCCCAGCUGUCCAGGCAACGAGUAGCUAUGUGUCAGCUCCAAUUCCAUUUGCACUUUCCGUGAUUCUGCGUGUACCCCUCAGUGCGCCUCCAAAACUCCACUCCCUCCAUCCUCGCCUAUCCCGAACCUCUCUUUUCUAAUACUGUGAAUUUCUCCAGAAUUGUCAUCUGCUGAGAUAGCUCAUUUUUUGUAAAGCAAUGAGAGUGACAUGUUUGGGGGUUACGCAAAAGCACUUUUCAAAUGACCAUUUCUGUGGUGACCUGCCCCGAAUGUAAGAACUAGGGGAUUUUUUUUCAUACUAUGUUUCUAUGUACAAACUUUAAGAAAAUGUUGUGAUGGCAAAGUUUCCCAAGUCUAACAGAACUUUGUUAACAUUCAGUAGCGCUUAUUAAUAUUACCCUUAAAAAAAACAAAUGUCUUCCUAUAUAACACAUUGACAGUGACAGUGUGUUGUCAUAAUAUAACCCAUUUGCUAUGAAUAAUGUUCAAUUGAAUUUUGGGUUCGGUACUCACUUUGUGAGGUGAGUUGGCUGGACAUGUUGACGAAAUAUGUACUGUACAUGCAAUAUUUGCAGAUAGAUGGAGAAAUUGGAUGGCAUAAUAAUAGAGAAGAUUGAAAUGGUAAAAUUAACAGAAAAAAACAAUUUCUGUGUUCCUAUGCUGGCAGCUGACCUAUAAGGUUUUGCACAUAUAAUAUCAAUCUUGAUUUGAUCUUGUCUGUUGUAGAUGCUGUUUGAAAUGGGUGUGAAUGAGUAAUUAAUGACAUGGAAGUAAUGAUAUGGUCAGUUUCUGGUCCAAAACUUAUUUCUUGUUCCUGACCAUGACAGGGAAAAGACCACAUGCUUUCCUCUCAGUCUUCAGUAGCUUACUGUAGUUAGCUUGUAAUCCUUUUCUCCCAUUUUUUAUAAAGCUUUGAAAUGUCUUGUCCUGUAUUUCUAUAAUGUCAUCUUUGGAAAAUACUCAGUUUGAUGUUGAUCAUGUUGAUACCAUGGUAAGCACUGCAGUUAGUAAACAAUUAGAAUAGUUAGAACACCAUUCAGCUUCUCUUUUAUCCUUUACUGUUAUUGCAGCUUUUGCAACUUAAACUUUCGUCUUAUCUAAUCACAGAUGUGAAAAUGUGGUGUCCAAAGACGGUCAGCAUUUUAAAUAGACAGAUGAUAUGUGAUAACUGUCACUGAUGUCUAAUAUCCUCCAGUGUUUGGAUCCAGCGUGUGUAGGUCUAUCUUAUAAAGGCUGCUUACAAAGAGUCACCUUUUACUAAAUACAGCAGCUGACACAGUUUAGAAGCUGUGGAUUAAGAUUCAGUUUUAGGGCUGUACUGUCCUGUCACACAUGUUGUCUUUUGGCUCUGCACAUUUCUUGAUAAUAAAAUUCCUCCUUCAGCACCUCA